Molecule: messenger RNA, 682 nt
Organism: Helicoverpa armigera (cotton bollworm)
Lineage: Eukaryota; Metazoa; Arthropoda; Insecta; Lepidoptera; Noctuidae
Exons: 1
Coding region: 39-632 (197 amino acids)
Source: RefSeq, a predicted model, not a curated record
UUGAAGACCAGUAUCAUUCAACUGUUCAAUCUACAAUCAUGAAGUUCCUAGUACUGUCUUGUGUUGUGAUCGGAGCUCUCGCUGAGCUGCCUCGCUUCAGACCUGCGAGGUUCAGGUUCCAGCGACAGGAAUUGGCUCCGACAACCACUGACUCACCAACGGAACCUACCACGGAAGCUUCAGGACCUUACCCAGCAUCUGGGUGGAAACCGGCUGGAGAACCAUUCACUCUACCCAAUGAAGAGCCUCCAGCGAAGCCAGCUGAUCAAUACGGAGCUCCUGCUGACCAAUACGGAGCCCCUGAUGAAGGAUACCCCGCUUCUGGCUGGAAGCCUCAAGGACAAGCAUUCGAGCUACCUAAGCAGACACCACCAGCGACCAGCUACGGCGUUCCAGACAACACCUAUGGAGUUCCUGAUUCUACUGAAGUGCCAACUACUGAUAACCCUCAGGCUGAAAGGUUAGAAGGUCCAGUUGAAGUUCAGAAGAGUGUUGGCACCUACUUCGUGCUUCUCCCUGAUGGUAGACUGCAGAAGGUGGAGUUUGUGACUGAGAAUGAUGUUCAGAAUAUGAAGUACUCGGCCAGACUGCAGCUUCGGAAGCCUGCGCCCCUACUCGUGUUCAGACCUUAAAUUGUGAUGAUUAUAAUGUUGUAUAUUAAUAAAUUGUGUACCUAUAUAAA